Molecule: messenger RNA, 3475 nt
Organism: Homo sapiens (human)
Lineage: Eukaryota; Metazoa; Chordata; Mammalia; Primates; Hominidae
Gene: ADAM33
Product: ADAM metallopeptidase domain 33
Exons: 22
Coding region: 7-2487 (826 amino acids)
Biological process (GO): proteolysis
Cellular component (GO): plasma membrane
Molecular function (GO): metalloendopeptidase activity; metallopeptidase activity
Source: RefSeq, a predicted model, not a curated record
ACAGCUAUGGGCUGGAGGCCCCGGAGAGCUCGGGGGACCCCGUUGCUGCUGCUGCUACUACUGCUGCUGCUCUGGCCAGUGCCAGGCGCCGGGGUGCUUCAAGGACAUAUCCCUGGGCAGCCAGUCACCCCGCACUGGGUCCUGGAUGGACAACCCUGGCGCACCGUCAGCCUGGAGGAGCCGGUCUCGAAGCCAGACAUGGGGCUGGUGGCCCUGGAGGCUGAAGGCCAGGAGCUCCUGCUUGAGCUGGAGAAGAACCACAGGCUGCUGGCCCCAGGAUACAUAGAAACCCACUACGGCCCAGAUGGGCAGCCAGUGGUGCUGGCCCCCAACCACACGGUGAGAUGCUUCCAUGGGCUCUGGGAUGCACCGCCAGAGGAUCAUUGCCACUACCAAGGGCGAGUAAGGGGCUUCCCCGACUCCUGGGUAGUCCUCUGCACCUGCUCUGGGAUGAGUGGCCUGAUCACCCUCAGCAGGAAUGCCAGCUAUUAUCUGCGUCCCUGGCCACCCCGGGGCUCCAAGGACUUCUCAACCCACGAGAUCUUUCGGAUGGAGCAGCUGCUCACCUGGAAAGGAACCUGUGGCCACAGGGAUCCUGGGAACAAAGCGGGCAUGACCAGCCUUCCUGGUGGUCCCCAGAGCAGGGGCAGGCGAGAAGCGCGCAGGACCCGGAAGUACCUGGAACUGUACAUUGUGGCAGACCACACCCUGUUCUUGACUCGGCACCGAAACUUGAACCACACCAAACAGCGUCUCCUGGAAGUCGCCAACUACGUGGACCAGCUUCUCAGGACUCUGGACAUUCAGGUGGCGCUGACCGGCCUGGAGGUGUGGACCGAGCGGGACCGCAGCCGCGUCACGCAGGACGCCAACGCCACGCUCUGGGCCUUCCUGCAGUGGCGCCGGGGGCUGUGGGCGCAGCGGCCCCACGACUCCGCGCAGCUGCUCACGGGCCGCGCCUUCCAGGGCGCCACAGUGGGCCUGGCGCCCGUCGAGGGCAUGUGCCGCGCCGAGAGCUCGGGAGGCGUGAGCACGGACCACUCGGAGCUCCCCAUCGGCGCCGCAGCCACCAUGGCCCAUGAGAUCGGCCACAGCCUCGGCCUCAGCCACGACCCCGACGGCUGCUGCGUGGAGGCUGCGGCCGAGUCCGGAGGCUGCGUCAUGGCUGCGGCCACCGGGCACCCGUUUCCGCGCGUGUUCAGCGCCUGCAGCCGCCGCCAGCUGCGCGCCUUCUUCCGCAAGGGGGGCGGCGCUUGCCUCUCCAAUGCCCCGGACCCCGGACUCCCGGUGCCGCCGGCGCUCUGCGGGAACGGCUUCGUGGAAGCGGGCGAGGAGUGUGACUGCGGCCCUGGCCAGGAGUGCCGCGACCUCUGCUGCUUUGCUCACAACUGCUCGCUGCGCCCGGGGGCCCAGUGCGCCCACGGGGACUGCUGCGUGCGCUGCCUGCUGAAGCCGGCUGGAGCGCUGUGCCGCCAGGCCAUGGGUGACUGUGACCUCCCUGAGUUUUGCACGGGCACCUCCUCCCACUGUCCCCCAGACGUUUACCUACUGGACGGCUCACCCUGUGCCAGGGGCAGUGGCUACUGCUGGGAUGGCGCAUGUCCCACGCUGGAGCAGCAGUGCCAGCAGCUCUGGGGGCCUGGCUCCCACCCAGCUCCCGAGGCCUGUUUCCAGGUGGUGAACUCUGCGGGAGAUGCUCAUGGAAACUGCGGCCAGGACAGCGAGGGCCACUUCCUGCCCUGUGCAGGGAGGGAUGCCCUGUGUGGGAAGCUGCAGUGCCAGGGUGGAAAGCCCAGCCUGCUCGCACCGCACAUGGUGCCAGUGGACUCUACCGUUCACCUAGAUGGCCAGGAAGUGACUUGUCGGGGAGCCUUGGCACUCCCCAGUGCCCAGCUGGACCUGCUUGGCCUGGGCCUGGUAGAGCCAGGCACCCAGUGUGGACCUAGAAUGGUGUGCCAGAGCAGGCGCUGCAGGAAGAAUGCCUUCCAGGAGCUUCAGCGCUGCCUGACUGCCUGCCACAGCCACGGGGUUUGCAAUAGCAACCAUAACUGCCACUGUGCUCCAGGCUGGGCUCCACCCUUCUGUGACAAGCCAGGCUUUGGUGGCAGCAUGGACAGUGGCCCUGUGCAGGCUGAAAACCAUGACACCUUCCUGCUGGCCAUGCUCCUCAGCGUCCUGCUGCCUCUGCUCCCAGGGGCCGGCCUGGCCUGGUGUUGCUACCGACUCCCAGGAGCCCAUCUGCAGCGAUGCAGCUGGGGCUGCAGAAGGGACCCUGCGUGCAGUGGCCCCAAAGAUGGCCCACACAGGGACCACCCCCUGGGCGGCGUUCACCCCAUGGAGUUGGGCCCCACAGCCACUGGACAGCCCUGGCCCCUGGACCCUGAGAACUCUCAUGAGCCCAGCAGCCACCCUGAGAAGCCUCUGCCAGCAGUCUCGCCUGACCCCCAAGCAGAUCAAGUCCAGAUGCCAAGAUCCUGCCUCUGGUGAGAGGUAGCUCCUAAAAUGAACAGAUUUAAAGACAGGUGGCCACUGACAGCCACUCCAGGAACUUGAACUGCAGGGGCAGAGCCAGUGAAUCACCGGACCUCCAGCACCUGCAGGCAGCUUGGAAGUUUCUUCCCCGAGUGGAGCUUCGACCCACCCACUCCAGGAACCCAGAGCCACAUUAGAAGUUCCUGAGGGCUGGAGAACACUGCUGGGCACACUCUCCAGCUCAAUAAACCAUCAGUCCCAGAAGCAAAGGUCACACAGCCCCUGACCUCCCUCACCAGUGGAGGCUGGGUAGUGCUGGCCAUCCCAAAAGGGCUCUGUCCUGGGAGUCUGGUGUGUCUCCUACAUGCAAUUUCCACGGACCCAGCUCUGUGGAGGGCAUGACUGCUGGCCAGAAGCUAGUGGUCCUGGGGCCCUAUGGUUCGACUGAGUCCACACUCCCCUGGAGCCUGGCUGGCCUCUGCAAACAAACAUAAUUUUGGGGACCUUCCUUCCUGUUUCUUCCCACCCUGUCUUCUCCCCUAGGUGGUUCCUGAGCCCCCACCCCCAAUCCCAGUGCUACACCUGAGGUUCUGGAGCUCAGAAUCUGACAGCCUCUCCCCCAUUCUGUGUGUGUCGGGGGGACAGAGGGAACCAUUUAAGAAAAGAUACCAAAGUAGAAGUCAAAAGAAAGACAUGUUGGCUAUAGGCGUGGUGGCUCAUGCCUAUAAUCCCAGCACUUUGGGAAGCCGGGGUAGGAGGAUCACCAGAGGCCAGCAGGUCCACACCAGCCUGGGCAACACAGCAAGACACCGCAUCUACAGAAAAAUUUUAAAAUUAGCUGGGCGUGGUGGUGUGUACCUGUAGGCCUAGCUGCUCAGGAGGCUGAAGCAGGAGGAUCACUUGAGCCUGAGUUCAACACUGCAGUGAGCUAUGGUGGCACCACUGCACUCCAGCCUGGGUGACAGAGCAAGACCCUGUCUCUAAAAUAAAUUUUAAAAAGACA